Lactuca sativa (garden lettuce) is the source of this 1245-nucleotide messenger RNA. RefSeq lists its product as uncharacterized. The record is from RefSeq and is a predicted model, not a curated record. NCBI's taxonomy places the organism in Eukaryota, Viridiplantae, Streptophyta, Magnoliopsida, Asterales, Asteraceae.
UUUCUUUAUAAUUCCAUUCCGCAGUCACACCGGCACAUUGGAAUCUACCCUUUCACGCCGUUGGAUAUGCUCCAUGCUUCUCAAGCAUUUCAUAGGAAUUGCAGUAAUCCCAUGGAAUAGGAAUAUUCUCGACUAUAUCCUUCCUUCUCAAGUAUGUUAUAUACCUUCAUCGAUUAUUAGGUUUUUCUGAAGAUCAUUUGAAGAAAUGGCAGUCAGAUCAAAGCGUGUAACUGAUCCUCUAGAUGAACGAGUUAAGGAUCGAAUCGUCGGCCGUGACAGGGUGCCGGAUAUGGUGUACAGUAGCAGCGGUAGCGAACACAGCGGCACCAGCAGCGAAAUCGGCGAUGGUGAAUCAUCGUCAGAUCAUUCUCUAUCUUACCUUCUCCAUUGUUUCGAUGAAGACGGAAACGAAGAUGCGAUCAACGGUGAUGAGUUAGAUGAAAUUCAUUUGCAGGAUAACGAUUUGGAUUCGGAUUCAGAUUCGAAUUCCGAUCGUAUGGAAGCAAAAUGUAUCGAAAUUAUUUCGACAUUGCAGAGUUUAAAUGCUGAUAAGUUCAGAAACGUCCUCUUCGCCAAUGUUGUAAAAGCUAUGGAUGUUUUUCGAUCUCUAAGAGCUAGCACACAGAUCCUCAACCGAAACAUGAUUUACUUCCUUCAAAAACUCGGCUAUAACGCGGCGAUUUGCAAGACAAAGUGGGAGAGCUGCGGUGGACUCACGGCCGGGAACUACGAGUUCAUCGACGUCGUCCGAUCCGAUUCCGGCAUUCGUUACUUCAUCGACCUCAACUUUGCCGGAGAGUUUGAGAUCGCUAGACCGACGAAUCAAUUCCAACGCUUUUCAAAAAAAUUACCGAUUGUCUUCGUCGGAAAAAGUGCAGAUUUGAAGAUGAUCGUGAAAUUAAUGAGCGACGAAAUAAGGCGAUCACUGAAGAGCAGAGGAUUACUCCUCCCUCCAUGGAGAAAAAACCGGUUCAUGCAGAACAAAUGGUUUGGACCAUACCGCCGAACGUUGAAUUGCACGGCGGCCAACGUAGCGAUUCCGGUAACACACACGAAGCCGGCCGUUAAAUGCAGUUUGAUUGGAUUUAACGUCGUCGACAGUGCUCCGUUAUUCUCCGCGGCAACCCGUACAAGAUAAUAUAAAUAUUGUCGAAAUCUAGAAAUGCUAUAAUUUGGAGUUUUGAAUCGAGACAACGUGGGUAAAUAUUAUAAUAGUACGAGAAAAUCUGGAGGUUUAUUCAUCAA